Drosophila takahashii is the source of this 1241-nucleotide messenger RNA. It is a transcript of the gene pyd3, whose product is annotated as beta-ureidopropionase pyd3. The record is from RefSeq and is a predicted model, not a curated record. NCBI's taxonomy places the organism in Eukaryota, Metazoa, Arthropoda, Insecta, Diptera, Drosophilidae. Gene Ontology annotation, molecular function: beta-ureidopropionase activity.
UGGUCGCAGAAGGUUGUUCUAUUAAUUAGAUCGGAAACAUUCAAUUGAUGAGAUUCUCUGCUGCUGCAAAUUAAGGGAAAAUGUCGGCAUUUGAACUAAAAAAUCUGAAUGAUUGCUUGGAAAAGCAUUUACCUGCUGAUGAACUGAAGGAGGUGAAACGAAUUUUAUACGGUGUGGAGGAAGACCAAACUCUGGAUCUGCCCGCCAGUGCGACGGAUAUCGCUCAGGAGAAUGGAUUUGACAUCAAGGGCUAUCGCUUUACGGCACGAGAAGAGCAAACUCGCAAGCGCCGGAUAGUUAGGGUUGGCGCCAUCCAAAACUCAAUCGUGAUCCCCACCACGGCUCCCAUUGAAAAGCAGCGGGAGGCUAUCUGGAACAAGGUUAAGACCAUGAUCAAGGCGGCAGCAGAAGCCGGAUGCAAUAUUAUUUGCACCCAAGAAGCAUGGACCAUGCCGUUUGCAUUCUGCACUCGGGAAAAGUUCCCCUGGUGCGAGUUCGCCGAGGAAGCCGAAAAUGGGCCUACCACCAAGAUGCUCGCUGAGCUGGCGAAGGCCUACAACAUGGUCAUCAUCCACUCGAUCCUGGAGCGCGAUAUUGAGCAUGGCGAGACCAUCUGGAACACGGCUGUGGUCAUCUCGAACAGCGGUCGUUACCUGGGCAAGCAUCGCAAGAACCACAUUCCCCGGGUGGGAGACUUCAAUGAAUCUACGUACUACAUGGAAGGCAACACCGGGCACCCGGUCUUCGAGACGGAGUUCGGCAAGCUGGCCAUAAACAUCUGCUAUGGGCGCCAUCAUCCCCAGAACUGGAUGAUGUUCGGGCUAAAUGGAGCGGAGAUAGUCUUCAAUCCCUCGGCUACCAUCGGUCGAUUGUCAGAGCCUCUUUGGAGCAUUGAGGCGCGUAAUGCAGCCAUCGCCAACAGCUACUUCACAGUUCCCAUUAAUCGCGUGGGAACUGAGCAGUUCCCUAACGAGUACACGUCUGGAGAUGGUAACAAGGCCCACAAGGAGUUUGGACCGUUCUACGGAUCCUCAUAUGUCGCUGCUCCGGACGGUUCAAGGACACCGAGCUUGUCACGGGACAAAGAUGGCUUGCUGGUUGUCGAGCUCGAUCUGAACCUGUGUCGCCAGGUUAAGGAUUUCUGGGGCUUCCGUAUGACCCAGAGGAUUCCUCUGUAUGCGGAGUCUUUUAAGAAGGCAUCGGAACGGGACUUCAAGCCGCAAAUCAUCAAGGAAGCAUAA